Leptosomus discolor (cuckoo roller) is the source of this 1136-nucleotide messenger RNA. The record is from RefSeq and is a predicted model, not a curated record. Lineage: Eukaryota; Metazoa; Chordata; Aves; Leptosomiformes; Leptosomidae.
AGGCGGUGUUGCACUACGGCCCGUCCUGCCUCAGCCCCUGCAGAAAGCUCCCGGUGCUGCAUAUCUUUGGGCAGCAGCCUCUGGACAUCAGGCGUUGCACAGAAGCCUUCCGGGAGCUCUACCCCGACCGGCAGAGCCAUGUGGUGGUGCUGAACGAUGUGGUCUAUGCCCAUGCGAUGGGUGAGUUGGAGCAGCAGUUGUCUCCCGAGUACCCUAAUAUCGUCUUCUCCAGGGUAGCAUGCGGGUAUCCUACUGGCCCCGCACUGUCUGGGGAGGUGCGGCAGUUUGGUCGCCAAUUCCUGGUGGAGGCACCAGGAGGGCUGCAGAACUGCGCCAUGUUCUAUGUGGGAGCCGAGGGCCUGGCCCUCACCAGCUUCAUGCUGACCUGGAACUGCUGCCCCUUCAGCUCCUUUGACCCCACCACCGGCUGUGGCCGUCGUGAGACCCUCAAUGUCAACCGGGCCUUGAUGCAACGCCUCUACCUGGUGGAGCGAGCCCGGAACGCCCGUGUGGUGGGCAUCCUGGUGGGCACCCUUGGCGUGGCAGGCUACCUGGCUGUGCUGCAGCACCUCCGGGAGCUUCUGCGCCGGGCCGGCAAGCGCAGCUACACACUGGCUGUGGGGAAGCUGAACCCCGCCAAGCUGGCCAACUUCCUGGAGGUGGACAUCUUUGUCCUGGUGGCCUGUGCUCAGAACUCCCUGCUGGACUCCAGCGACUACUACCAGCCCAUUGUGACCCCCUAUGAGCUGGAGCUGGCCUGUAACCCAGCCCGCGAAUGGACGGCGAACUACCUCACUGACUUCCGAGACCUGCUGCCAGGUGCCUGUGCACACAUUGAACUCCCACCAGCUGUCCCUGCAGCAGAGGCCAUUCCCGACAUCUCACUGAUCACGGGAGAGAUGUGUGCCACCCACCUCUGCGAUUCCCCAGCCCCGCAGCAGCCCCCCAGCACUGCCUUGGCCUGCAGGGACCAGACACGGGCCCUUGCGGAGAUCAGCCCUGCUGCCUCCUUCCUAGAGGCCCGAAGCUGGCGGGGCCUGGAGCAGCAGCUGGGGCAGACACCCAUCUCCAAGGCUGUGCAGGGCCGACGAGGGAUUGCCAUUGCCUACGAGGACGAGGAGCGCGAGCAACCCUAA